Peronospora matthiolae is the source of this 627-nucleotide messenger RNA. The record is from the annotation of a GenBank genome assembly. Lineage: Eukaryota; Oomycota; Peronosporomycetes; Peronosporales; Peronosporaceae.
AUGCAACAGGUUAUGAGCCCAAGCGCCAUAUCGUCCACCAGCAACGCCUCCAUUGACAAGUUCAACGGAGACAAUUACGCAACGUGGAGCCGGUACAUGCGCGGUGUGUUUUUGACGAAGUCCGUCUGGCACGUUGUCAACCGUGAAGUGACUCCGACUUUCACCGACCCGCGAGCGUCCGAUGACUACGUCAAGGCAAGCAACGUCGCGUUUGGUAUGAUGCUGCUGCACAUGAACGCGGACUACCAUCAUGUGCUGGACAACUGCGAGGAAGCCUGGGUUGCGUGGACAAGUCUGAAGACGCUGUACGGUGGGUCGCAGAAGGCAGGACGCAUCUACCUCAAGCGACAACUUUUCAGUAUCAAGAUGGCUGAAGGCGCGAACGUCAUGCAUCACUGCAACGAGGUCCUCAACAUCUCCGCCAAGCUUAGCGGCAUCGGUGCGAAGAUGGAAGACGAAGACGUUGCAAUUUGUCUGCUACUCAGUCUUCCGAAGAGCUACGAAAAUGUGGUGCUCAACAUGGAAAUGAGCAGCACCGAGCUUCGCACUCAAGAUGUGGUGAGAGUCCUGACGAAUGAGCAUGCCAAGCGUCAAGGAGAAAAGGGACAACGACAGCGACUACGGUGA